AAUAAUAAAUAAAAUUAAAAAAAUGGGGGAUGACGAUGACGAUAAUAAUAAUACUAAUAAUAGUAAAAAAUCAUAUGAAUCAGAUAGUAGUAGUACUUGGGAUUUCGCUGGUGACGAGACUCAAGUUUUUGAUAGUCAGAUCGUUGAUUCUCCUAUUUCUAUAUCUGGUAAUAAAGUCGAUGAUGAUGAGACUGAGCAAUUACAUAAUGUACCAAGUACCAUUCCUUUUGAUGACACUGUCAUGUUCGAAGAAGAUGACUUAGUGACCCAAUUGAUGGAUCCUGAUGGUGAAACCCAACUUUUUAGCCUUGGAGGUGAAACCCAAGUGGUGAACUUUGAUGCUGAAGUUGAAGAGAUGGACAUUCCUGAUUCUGCUGAUAAUAAUAAUGAGACUCAGUUAUUCAAUGAUUGUGAUACUGAAGAAGUCAUACUUACUGAUGAUGAAGUAACUGAGAAGACUGAAGUGGUGGAUGACUCUGAUGAUCUUUCUGAUGAAGAUUCUGGAAGGAAAGAAUGUGAUAAUAUAGCAGACAUGGAGCAUGCACUGAAUAUGCAUCAAUGCAAGGAAGAAAUGAAGGAUUCUAAGUCGAAAUCAGAUUGUGGAAGAAGCGGGCUACAUACUUCAGCAGGAGUUGGUUUCAAGACAUUUACCUCGAUUCGUACAGCGUCUAUGAGGGCUUUUGGUCUGGCGGCACUCAGUAAAGCUUCUCGAAGAAGUAAGAGUCCAGCUUGUCCUUUAACUUCAGAACCUGAUAUAGAACAUACAAGAAUACUAUCAGCAAAGAGUCAAUCUCAAACACCUGAGAAUCAAGACAAGCCAGUUGAUGGAUUGGAAUUGGGAAAUAUAUGUAGAUUUGGUAGGUCAACUGCAAGGAAACUUUUUGCCGAGGAUGCAAUUGAUGAAAUCAAAGGGGUGAAUGGCAGUAUUGACCCUUGUGAAACAGCUGACUUGGCUGGGCUAAGCUAUAUUGAUUCUCAAGAACCUGGAGAUGCUUCACAAGCAAACGCCCUUAACUUUGUGGACAACUUUUUGAAAAUUAAUAUCGAGUGUGAUAAUAGUUGUGGCAUUAACAAGGCAACAGGUGGCAAAUCAAAGCCGGUUUUAAGUGCUAAAGGAGCUCAAAGUUUUGCCAAAAGUGCUAGUCUUAUCAAUGCAGUUGAUGAAAGAAGGGUAUUUGAAUGGGAAUUUAAUCAUGAAGAUGAAGAAGGUGAGUUUUUUAUAAAAAAUAAGGAAGUUUUCUUUGCUAGCGCAGGUCGGCAGAUGAAAUCUGCCAUCUCUUCUGGAAAGGGCAGGAAAUUGACAGAGUCUGACUCGAAAUUGGUGUUGGCUAAAAAUAAAGGAAAUAGUAAAUCAAAGAAAAGCUUAGGAACACACAUUAAAGAUGUGAUGUCUAGAGAAAAUCUUAAUAAUAAGUUGGAUAGACAGUCAACAUAUCCGCCAAGUCGCGUAGAUAUUCAAGAAACCGUUCAAGAAACAACAGAGGUUCGCUUUGACACUCAAAUGGCUGCUGAUGCGAUGGAAGACCUAUGCCUGGGGUUGCAAGGGACUGCUCAUGAAUCUACUAAAGCUGACUCAGGUUGCAGCCGUGUGCAAAUGGUUUCCCAUAAAAGUCAAAUCCCAUCUGGGUGUAAUGGAGUCAUAACAACACGGUACAAGUCAAUGAGCAGAGGUGAUCAGUCAAUGGAAGUGAAGCGAGCCAGUUCAGUUUCCAAAAAGAAUGUUGUGGGAAAUGAUAGAGAAAAACAUGACAAAGUAUUGUCUAAUGUGGCGAAAAGAAGAGGAAAGGUGUCCCUUAAAAGAAGAGAAGUCAACACAGUUGACCAAAUGCCGAUCAAGAAACAGCGUCUGCAAAAUGUUUCAUCUGCUGACCAAAUGUUAGUCAAGAAACAAUGUAUGCAAAAUGUUACACCUGUAGCUCGGCGAACUAGACAGUACAUGAAAGAUAACAAGGUCGGCAAGGUUCACGAUGCUCCAAGUAAUUCUCCUCUUACUGGAUUCCCUAAAGGCAAAAGAACUAGCCAUAAGUUGCCAUCUGCAAGACAAGUUAGUACCCGAUCUGUCUCCAGAUUAAAAUUAAAACCUGCUGUUUUGACGGAACAAGCAAAAGGAUGUAAUGAUACCAAUCAUCAGUCUAGUCAUGGAAAUGGAAUUAGACCACUCCCGGAAAGGAGUGAAUCAAAUCUUUCAGCAUGUACAACUCCUUCAAGUCGUGGGACCCCUAUAAAGGAAUCAUCUCCAAUAUGCAAGGGUGACGAGUAUCUUAAGCAGUCAUGCAGAAGGCUGUCUCUUAUUCAAGAAGUUAUGAGCUUAUCUCCCACAGGAGCACCAAUUACAUCUCCAAAUAAAGAGACAAGAAAGAGGAAAGAUGUGUCUAUGAUCCGUGUUCUGUUCAGUCGCCACUUAGAUGGAGAUAUCAUUAAACAGCAAAAAAAGAUUCUUACUCGAUUGGGGGCAUCGGAGUCAUUAUCAAUGUCAGAUGCAACACAUUUCAUAGCAGAUGAUUUUGUACGCACGAGAAAUAUGUUGGAGGCAAUUGCUUUUGGCAAGCCAGUUGUUACUCAUCUCUGGCUUGAGAGCUGUGGACAAGCUUGCUGUCACAUUGAUGAGAAAAACUUUAUACUGAAAGAUGCUAAGAAGGAGAAAGAAUUUGGUUUUAGUCUUCCAGCUUCAUUGGCACGUGCACGGCAAAAUCCACUUUUGAAGGGGCACAAAGUCUUGAUUACACCAAAUACAAAGCCUGGUAAAGAGAUAUUAUCAAGCUUGGUUAAAGCAGUUCAUGGUGUGGCUGUUGAGCGAAUGGGCAGAAGUGGACUGAAGGAUAGUAAAAUUCCUGUGGGAUUACUGAUUCUAUCGUGUGAAGAAGACUAUGCAGCCUGUGUUCCUUUCCUUGAGAAAGGAGCAGCAAUAUAUAGUUCAGAGCUUCUACUCAAUGGCAUUGUUACCCAGAGAUUGGAAUAUGAAAGGCAUCGCCUCUUUGUGGAUCAUGUGAAGAGAACCCGUUCUACAAUUUGGCUGAAGAAAGAUGACAACCAGUAUAAGCCAGUUGGUAAAGUGAAAUAAAUGGCCACCCGCGUAAUAUUUCACUGACAUGCUUCUGCACAUACUUGCCAAUCUGUAUUUGAUCUUGUUUUUUUAGCUUUACCAUGUAAAUAUGAGAAAAUAGUGUAGUUUUAGAAAUGCAAGAGGUUAUUUAUUUCUUUCAACAUUUUGAUUGUAUGAUUUCUUGAACUCUUAAAGAGAUUAGUAGAUGUUUCUCAA
Molecule: messenger RNA, 3259 nt
Organism: Erigeron canadensis
Lineage: Eukaryota; Viridiplantae; Streptophyta; Magnoliopsida; Asterales; Asteraceae
Exons: 8
Coding region: 23-3061 (1012 amino acids)
Source: RefSeq, a predicted model, not a curated record